Durusdinium trenchii is the source of this 809-nucleotide messenger RNA. The record is from the annotation of a GenBank genome assembly. Lineage: Eukaryota; Dinophyceae; Suessiales; Symbiodiniaceae.
GGCAGAUUGGAAGGGUGGAAGUUUCUGUGGUGUUUUUCUCUUUCCAUCCCAUUGGGAAUUUGGUAUGGUUCAAGCAAUUUGUCACAUGAUGCAUGAUCUUCCCACGCGGCUCGAGUGACUCAUACAAUUGUUGUCUGUUCACACCCAAGACCAAUGGCCUGGGCUGUACAAACCGCUUGGUUGAGUGCCUUCUUGGCGACUGCUGCAUGGGGCAUUCGUGGUGAGGUGGAUGAGUCUGGAGGUCCAAAGAUGACUGUGAAGUUGAGAACUGGAGGCUUCCAGCAAAAGGAGAUUGAUUGGCUACCGAGCUCAUUGAGCACUUGCUGGGAGGAUGAUAAGAUGGCAAAGAUGGCUGAAUGCAUCCAAGAAGCAUGCAAGGAAGCUUGGACCAAGAAGAAUCGUUCCCCAGCUGAAGUGGCAAUAUCGGGCCCGCAGAAGAAGUAUCAGGUUUUUGUAAGCAGAGGAAAUUCCGGUCUGGGCCGGAACAACAAUGAAGACACUCUCGCCAUGUGGUUUACUCCUCAGGAGGGCAAGAUCCAAGCCAGAGUCAUUUUUAUCAUCGCCACGUACUGAGUCAAAGCCCAUUUUCAGAGCCCUUGUCCAUGCAAAAUGUGAGAUGGACUGGCAAUGUGGAGUUGCCUCACGGGUCUUUCGCUGCGAAUAAGACAUAAGACACAGCAUCACUCGAAGAAGACAUCGAUUUCUGCAUGUCCCUUCUAUUUGUGCCAGCCUGCUGUUCUUAGUUUAGAGAUGUGGUUCAUUUACCUGUAUGUUGCUAGGUUAUCUUGGGGCUCAUGCACUUAUUCACA